AAGAUCUCUGGUGUUCCUUUGGUGACUACACUACACCAGUUGUACCACGUACGGGUGUCUCUUUCAACCGGUCAGUAUCUUUCAAACUCCGGAACAAGAAGCUCUUAACACUGAUAAUUUCGUCCUAUAGGUAAACGGAGAGAAGUUUUUGUUUUAAAGUACACCUCAUUUCGUUGUUAUUAUUAUUAUUGUUUUUUUUUUUUUUUGUGAAACUAAGAAGUUGUAAGUGAAGGAGAAAACCUUUUGACCCAAUCGCGUGCUGCAUCUGAAGUGAAAAAGUGCCCGUAGGGUUCGUGAACUUUUGAAGAAGAGAAUAAAGUAUAAGCAAAAGCAGAAGCAGGAACUGAAACUGACGAAUACGACAACUAGGUUUUGAAAUAAGGGUGAGAGAGAAUCGAGGUAGUGCUCUUGUUCUAUUUCUUCCUCUUGAGUAAUAAUCUUAUUCUUGAGCUUCCGUGGUGAGAAUGUGGGCUGGACAGGACGACACGCAGAGGUUUAAAACCAGAGUGUUGAAGCCACCAGGCGGCGGAAGCAGUGACAUAUUCGGUAGCGGAGCAGACGAAACAAGCCCAAGGCGUGUUAAGAAUCACAAUGCAUCCCAGCUUGGAUCAGCAUUAUACGGCGACAGUGGUGCGAGUACAGGCAGCAGCAGUCCCGAGACACCACGUGCCAACAAGCCCGGUAAUGAUUCUCACAAACGUCUGUUUGGCCCUCCCGAACCCGUUCCCAAAAAUACAAAAAAUCACAUGCGCAGCAACAUCUCCCUCAGCGGAAAUGACAUUAUUGACAAUAUAAACUCUUCGAACUGUCGCACAAUUAAGAACAAUGAGUCUAAUGGAACUCACAUCAACGGCACCGCUUUUGUCAACGGCAACGCUAAUACUAACGAUAUCACAGCAGCUUUUAGGAGAAUCAAACGAUUUCGAGGAUCGUCCUUUAUUCCGCGGAAUCCCGUCACUGGAGAUGGAAUUGACAUAACGCCAGUGCGGCGCAGCACACGAAGGUGUCGAGAUCGCAACCCGGUAACAGGCGCUGGAUACACACCUGACUCCCAGAACAAUGUGGCAUCGCACAAUGGCAGCAGCAAUGCCAGCAUUAAUGGUGACUCAAAAUCAACCACUGACUCAUCUUCAUCAAGCACAAAACAGCAGCCGGGUCGUGGUCGCGUUCCACCUGGUGGAUUCUCAUCUGGGCUUUGGUAAAAAGGGAUUACCUUUUUAUUGAGUAUUUUUCAUCUCCCAUGAGAUAACGACAAAAAAAUACUUAAGAAAAAAAAUAACUAAAAUUAAUCAAUUUGUCAAUAUUAACUAAAGAUUAAUUUUCAAAUGCUUUAGCCGUUGUCAUUCCUAUUUAUUUUGUAUCGCACUUCGGCUUAUUAAUUUUUUUUUAUUUUAAUUAAAUUAUAACUAGACUUUCUCUUUAAAAAACACUUACUGUUUUGAAAAAUUAUUUGUACGUCUACUAUAAUAAUGGUAAAUUAAUUGGUGUUGAAUAAAAGAAAUAAUUAUUAAAAUAAAAUGAAUGAAUUUUGUAUUGUAAUAGAAUAAUUUCGAAAUUAAAUGUAAUUGAAUAAUUGAAAUAAUCUCGGGCGUAUUUAAUGAUUGUACAUUUAAUCUUACUAUUAAUUAUUAAUGACCCUAUGUUUUUAUCAUAAUUAUUUAAAUAAAUAAAUAUAUAAAUCAAAUGCACCAUAUGAAAGUUAUUAAAUAAGUGCUUUCUUACUUCUGUGCCUUCUUACUAUCGUAUAUUAAAUAUUUUUUUUGGCUUCUUAAAAGUCAGUAAAUAUGAAAUAAAAAUAAUAAUUAUUAAAAAAGUGGAUAAUAACUAGGUACUUUAAUAGAUUCAACUGUACAUGAAACGCCCGAGUGCUCUUAGUGAUUUUUCUUCUUUUUUUAACUAUUCUACUAUGAUCAUUUCGUGUAAUAAUUCAUAAUAUUAUUUUUCAUAUCUCUAUUAUUAUUAUUAUUUUAAAAAAUUUUUUUGCGCAUUCCUUAUUUAUCGGUGUGCAUCAUCCAAGGCGGAAGUGCGUUUGGCUCGUAGCACAAAUAUUUCAAACUCGUUCAACACACGAGAUUCGCUUAUAAUUCUUCUUAUAACGGCACUUAUUUAUUUUAGAUGCGAUAAUAUCAGCUCUCAAUAAUAUGUAUCAACAUUUAUAGGUAACAAUAAUAAUAAUAAUAAUAAUUUUUUACGAA
Molecule: messenger RNA, 2195 nt
Organism: Cotesia glomerata
Lineage: Eukaryota; Metazoa; Arthropoda; Insecta; Hymenoptera; Braconidae
Gene: Jupiter
Product: microtubule-associated protein Jupiter
Exons: 5
Coding region: 465-1202 (245 amino acids)
Cellular component (GO): nucleus
Source: RefSeq, a predicted model, not a curated record